CAGUAUCAUUUCGUCAAAAUACUUAAUACAACGCCAGAUCCUCACCUCAAACCCAGCCUGCCGGAGUUUCCUUCCCUUGCAACUCUUUCUCCCUCUUCGGUCCGAUCAGUCGCCUGAAGGUCUUAACAGAUUUGGACAAAGAGAGGGCCAAUGGAGGAAGAGAUUAAAGAAUUACUCAAUGAUCUUGAAUCACUCAAGAAAAUGCUGUCUGAUCCCACUCAGUGCCAAUUGGUUGAUAAGAUUCAAUUGCAUGCUGAGCAUCUCUCAGCCCUAACAAAUUCAGGACCUUUACGGCGCUCAAAAGUCAAGGACAUGAGUGCUGAGGUGGUUGAUAGCAAUCCAUACAGCAGGCUUAUGGCACUUCAGAGGAUGGGCAUUGUGGAAAAUUAUGAAAGAAUACGAGGGUUCUCUGUUGCCAUAGUUGGCAUAGGUGGUGUAGGCAGUGUUGCAGCUGAGAUGCUAACAAGGUGUGGCAUUGGUCGCCUUUUAUUGUAUGAUUAUGACAAAGUGGAGUUAGCUAACAUGAAUAGGCUAUUUUUUCGUCCGGAGCAGGUUGGUAUGACAAAGACAGAUGCUGCUGUUCAAACCCUUGCUGAAAUAAAUCCUGAUGUUGUGCUUGAGAGCUAUACAUUGAAUAUCACAACAGUUGAUGGUUUUGAGACGUUCAUGUCAAGCCUCCAGAAUAAGUCAUUCUGCCCAAAUAAAGAAGGUAGUGGGGUAGAUCUUGUUUUAAGCUGUGUAGAUAAUUACGAAGCAAGGAUGGUAGUAAAUCAGGCAUGCAAUGAAUUAAACCAGAUUUGGAUGGAAUCUGGUGUAUCUGAAAAUGCUGUCUCAGGUCACAUACAAUUGUUGAUUCCUGGUGAAACUGCCUGCUUUGCUUGUGUGCCUCCCUUGGUUGUAGCAUCUGGAAUUGAUGAACGCACUCUCAAGCGUGAAGGUGUGUGUGCUGCCUCUUUGCCUACUACCAUGGGAGUUGUUGCCGGGCUUUUGGUUCAGAACACACUGAAGUACUUGUUAAAGUUUGGACAUGUGUCCCCAUAUCUGGGAUACAAUGCUCUGAAAGAUUAUUUUCCAACAAUGGAGAUGAAGCCAAAUACUCAAUGCUCAAAUGCAGCUUGUUUGGAGCGACAAAGGGAAUACAUUCUUGCAAAGCCUGCCAGGGAUGCUGCUGCAAAAGCAAAGAUGGAGGAGGAAGCAUCAAAAUUAAUAGAGAUCCCCAUUCAUGAUGAUAAUGAAUGGAAUAUAAGUGUACUCGAUGACAGUGAUCUAGAUAGUGCAAAUGCCAAUAGUUCAGGUGUACUCCCCGAAGGGCUCGUUCAUGAGCUGCCGACUGCAGAUGAAUUUCCGAAUAUUCCUCCUUCUGAGACCACUUGUCCUGUGGAUGACCUUGAAGAACUUAGAAAGCAACUCGAUGCCCUUAAUGCCAACUAAUCUGGACUUUGAAUGUACUGGAUAUUUGUAGCUGUGCUAGACUUCCACCAUUCCUAAAGAGCAAAUAGACUUUUUCAGUUGACUUCUUAGAUUGAGUUUCUGAGUAUAGAGGAACCAGAAAGAGCAGGGAAGAAAAUAACUUCCCUUUGUUACAGUGUUAUUUUCGAUGGAACCACAAAGAGUUUUGGCCUUUUAGCUUACUUUGAACUUGUUGUAAGCACAAA
Messenger RNA from Ipomoea triloba (trilobed morning glory), 1655 nucleotides. RefSeq names its product ubiquitin-like modifier-activating enzyme 5. The transcript is spliced from 15 exons. Gene Ontology annotation, cellular component: cytosol; cytoplasm. Gene Ontology annotation, molecular function: UFM1 activating enzyme activity. Gene Ontology annotation, biological process: protein ufmylation. Lineage: Eukaryota; Viridiplantae; Streptophyta; Magnoliopsida; Solanales; Convolvulaceae. The coding region runs from base 151 to 1431 and encodes 426 amino acids. The record is from RefSeq and is a predicted model, not a curated record.